AUGGCAUUGGUACCUUUCCGAUUAUCGCGGCCGAAUAAUGGCCGCAAACUAAUGUUGGCAUCAAUUAUCUGUAUCUUCUUCCUCUGGUUCUACCAUUCCUUCGAUCAUCCAUCAUCUUACAGCUCAGUGCGAGUUCCAUGGUCUGCUCCACCUUCAGUUCCACAAGAUACAUCUUCAGAACAAUGGCUCGAAAAGGCAGAUAUCUUCGACGAUCCACCGCUCGACUCUGAAGCUAUCCGAUCGGUUUGUGCGAAAACAGAAUGGAACGCGAACUUGACUUUCACAUGCAAUAAUUCCGGCGGCGGGGUGGGAAAUCAACGGAACUCGAUCCUCAAUUGUCUUCGCUAUGCUAUCUCAGCUGGUGCGAGUAUGACUAUGCCACGCAUGAUUCUGCGGAAUCCAGCCAAUAUUGCAGAUAUCUGGAACAGGGAAAGGACAUCCUUCGACUACCUAUUCGACGAACCGCACUUCGUCGAGUCUCUCCGUCUUUCCUGUCCACAGCUGCAGAUCCUCAAGGAGCUCGAAUCAAAUGAUACGAAACCAAUUUUUGUCACGCCGGAGAAGCUCUCGCAGGAGAUUACGCCGGAGGGGAUUGAUCACCCGGAGCAAUGGAGGGCGAGGUUCUAUGGCUGGUUGAGAAAUACGACGGAUGUGCAGAAGCCUGUGAUUGAUCUUGAUAGGUCGUACCUGCAGUAUCCAAUAUACUCAGACCCUGAGAAAUUCGCGCUGGAUUUCGGGAAAGUGCUCAAGUUCCGUCAGGACACACGGGUGGUUGCAACGACUACGUUGCGCAACCUGGUGCGCAGGCAUAAUCUUCAUGCAGACUUUCGCAAGCCGAUCUGGAACCAUACCUUCUUUGGAGUGCAUCUGCGGACCGAGAGAGACUCUCAACAAGGUUGGCCUCCGUCGCUGUACGAAUACUCCAAGUACGAGACCCAGUCCACGUAUUACUUGAAGCAAGCAGCUGCGUCGGGCACCUCUGUCAUGUACGUGGCAUCCGGAAACGUGGACGAAAUCGCUAGAUUCGCCGAAGAUGCAAAAGCAUACAACCUGACCGUGACGACCAAACACCAGCUACUGGAAGGAGACAAUAAGAUGAAGCUGGAAGCUUUCACCUUCGAUCAGCAGGCUCUAGUGGACUACCUCGUUCUACUAAAAUCGUCCGAUUUCGCAGGUGUCGGCCAUUCGAGCUUUGCCUGGAAUAUUGCCCUUUGGAGACACCAAUUGGCAAAGCAGAGGGAUCAUCUUAAUGGGCCGCAGCUGAUGUCGGAUGAGUUGAGUCAGGUAUAUGGGACUGUGAGGCAGUACCUGGAAUACGCUUGUUGUCUAUGGCCCUGA
Molecule: messenger RNA, 1338 nt
Organism: Cadophora gregata
Lineage: Eukaryota; Fungi; Ascomycota; Leotiomycetes; Helotiales; Ploettnerulaceae
Exons: 1
Coding region: 1-1338 (445 amino acids)
Source: RefSeq, a predicted model, not a curated record